GUACAGAGGGACAAUCAUCUCCCUGUCCUUGCCUGCCACCCCCCCUUCUAAAGGAUCUCAGGAUACCAUUGGCAUUCUGUGCUGCAAGAGCACACUAUUGGUUCCUGCUUAGUUCUUCAUCCACCAGGGUCCCAAAGUCUUUCUCUGCAGGGCUGCUCUCAAGGAGUUCUUCUCCCAGUUUGGUAUAUGUAUCUGGGACUACUCCAACCCAAGUGCAAAACUUUGCACUUUGCUAUGUUGAACCUCAGUAAGUUCACACAGACCCAUCUUUGAAGUUUGUUGAGGUCCCUCUGGAUGGUGUCCCUUCCGUCUGUGUCAACCACACCACUCGGCUUGAUGCCCAAGGGAGCAAUUUUCAAAAUUUAAAAAAUAUAUAUAUAUUUGAUUCAAGAAGGGUGAUUGAAGGCUCCAUCCACUGCAUUCUACAGAUGUUUGCAUGUGGCUGGGAAAAGCCCAAUGACAUUAUAUAACAUUGCAGAAAAGCUUACAGAUAAGAUUUGUAAUACAUUUCUCAACAGGGAUGUAUCACUUUGGUGACAUAAUAUACAUCUUUGGCUGUGAAAGUGUACUAGGUAAGUUAAGAGUUUUAAGUGCAGCAAUAAAAUUUAGAGUUCUUGCAAGGGACAUUUAAUGCUAUGUUCUCUGCAACAUGCAAUCAUGAAGGUAAUCUGUCUACCCGAAGAAGAAAACUAAAAUGUAUGGAACUCAACGUUACAAGUUAGUGUCACAGAUCCGGCAUUAAUGUAAGAACAGCAGUGCAAUUUUAUUGCAGGAAUGAUUCAGCUAGCAGCUGCUGUGUAAUUUACUGGUGUAAAUGGCUAGAUUUCAUCAUUAUGUAAUGAUCAAAUUUCCCUUUGCUUAAAAUUUAUUGGUGUUUGUUUGGGCAGUUUGGAGGUUUUUUGUUUUUGAUGUUUCCCUAAUUUAAACAAGAUAAUUAUGUUCUGACUGUCUCUGGGGUGAAGUCCACAGUUUUCUCCAACACAAUUUUGCUCCACCGUGGUCUCUACGGUACUUCGUGUGCUAUUUGUUCUUCAUCCCGGUAUGCUGAUGAGUGAGCGUGUUCCCUUGCACGGCUGCUGGAUCGAUGUGAGCGGACUGGAGCGUUGCACGAAGGGCUCUGCCGUACGGCAGUUCAGUGGUCCCGUUCCGCUUCCGGACAGGGUGUGGGCCGAGACACGGGAGACGUCACUCUGCCUCGCUCCUGCCUAGGAUCUCCCCGACGGCUGCAUCGGGCACCUGCGCGGGCGGCUGCAGCGAAGACGCUUCGCUUUGCAGCGGCACAGAGGCGCGGGCGAGUUCCUCGCCGCGGCCCGGCUGGCUCUCGCGGGGGGCUACGCCAGCCCACGCCGUCACGCUGCGACUCAGCUCUGGGCGAGGGGUGCAUGAGUGUGGGAGAACGGCCCCACCCGGACCGGCGGGGAUAUUAACUUUUUGAAGCACAGUUGAAAAGAUACCUUUCUGUUGUUCAUUAUUUACAGUCAGCAAAUGCAAGGGAAAUAACAGAUACAGCAGCGUAAACAGCAAGGACAAAGACAUUUACAUCUGUAUUUAGAUACAUUCAAGAUGUUGUGUGGCGGGAAAAAAUCCUACUUUGCUGGUGCUGUGUGCAUUAUAAUGCUAACAUCAAUGGUCACGUUUUCUUAUCUUAGAAUACAGAGACUUAUUCACCUGCCAAAAAUAGUACAAGAAGGUAGUAGGUGUAGAGGGCAAACUGCAAAUGGCACAAUAACACCAUUAAAAGAUAACAGAACUUUUAUUAUAUCCCCAUACUUCGAUGACAGAGAAGGCAAAGUCACACGUGUGAUUGGGAUUGUUCACCAUGAAGAUGUCAAAGAACUAUACUGCUGGUUUUGUUGUCAGCCCCAUGGAAAGAUAUAUGUAUCAAAAGCAAAAAUAGAUGUUCACUCGGACAGAUUUGGAUUCCCGUAUGGUGCAGCAGAUAUAGUUUGCUUGGAACCUGGAAACUGUGAUCCAACACAUGUAUCAAUUCAUCAGUCUCCACAUGGAGAUAUUGACCAGCUAUCAAGGUUUGAAAUAAAAAACCGCAAAGCAGAGCCUUUCUCUGCUGACUUCACGGUAUGCAUCUCUGCCAUGUUUGGGAAUUACAACAAUGUCUUACAGUUUAUACAGAGUAUGGAAAUGUACAAGAUUCUUGGGGUACAGAAAGUGGUGAUCUACAAGAACAACUGCAGCCAGAUGAUGGAGAAAGUCCUGAAGUUUUAUUUGGAAGAAGGAACUGUAGAGAUAAUUCCGUGGCCAAUAAACUCAUAUCUCAAGGUUUCUCCUAAAUGGCACUUUUCUAUGGAUGCAAAAGACAUAGGCUACUAUGGACAAAUCACAGCUCUAAACGACUGUAUAUACCGCAACAUGCAGAGGAGCAGGUUUGUGGUUCUUAAUGAUGCUGAUGAAAUAAUUCUUCCCCUAAAGCACUCAGACUGGAAAACGAUGAUGAGCAGUCUUCAGGAGCAAAAUCCAGAAACUGGUGUUUUCCUCUUUGAGAACCAUAUCUUUCCUGAAACCAUAACCACUCCCAUGUUCAACAUUUCAUCUUGGAAUGCUGUGCCAGGUAUUAACAUACUACAGCAUGUUCACAGAGAGCCUGACAGGAAAGAGAUUUUCAAUCCCAAGAAAAUGAUAGUUGAUCCAAGAAAGGUGAUUCAGACUUCAGUCCACUCUGUCCUGCAUGCUUAUGGGACCAGUGUGAAUGUUCCAACAGAUGUUGCCCUUGUUUAUCACUGCCGCGUGCCCCUUCAAAGUAACCUUCCCAGAGAAUCUCUCAUCAGGGAUACGACAUUGUGGAGAUAUAACUCAUCGUUAAUCAUGAAUGUUAACAAAGUUCUCUAUCAGACAGUACUGUAAGCUCAAAAGAGAAACGUUGUCUGCAAAAAGCAAAAGUGGGAAGUUUCCUGCGCCCCAGGGAGGCAUAGGAUAUCAUUCAAAAAUCACGUUAAAAUCUCUUGCACAUGAGAAUUACAUAUCACAGAGAUUUGGGAGAACGACCCCUUUAUGUACAGACCAAAUGUAAAUGCAUUCUGCCUGUGUACUAUGGUAUGAUACCAUUUACCAAUCUGCACUGAAAUAGAGGCUGUGAUGGAGUUGUAUGCCCCUGAUAAAGGCUGCUGCAACUUCCUUACCUGGAAGAGUUAAGGCAUAGUGGGGGGGAUGAGUACUUUGACCUUUCUCUAGCUAAGAAAAUGCAUUAUUAAACACAUAGGAAGUGACCGUGCACUGAUUAGAUUUUCUUUGAACUUAUUUACAGCUUCCUUUUUAUUUUUCUACGUUCCUGUUUGUUUUACUUUGUGCAACAAACCUGUAAAAUGCCCAAAGAAGAAAUGAAUCUAUUUUUGUGUAUGUGGAAAUACAGCUGUGUUUAGCAUUGUCAUUAAUGGGUGGCUUGUGAUAGUAUGUGCCAGAUGAAGAGCUACAUUGGAAUUAACACAGCAAUUCAUUAUAAUCACAGAGACAGCAUAAGAAAACACCAGAUUGCACUAGAACUGUCAUAUGCUGAAGGCACUGCUUCAUAACAGAAACUGGAAUUUAUGGCAGAGCCGUUAGCCAUUUAAUGAUAGCAGAGAUCAAUGUAGACGAUUUUGCCUCUUCAGUGAGUUUUCAAUUAAAAAUAAAAUUUGUAUCUCAACUGAUUUAUGUAAUGCUGUAAUCUAUAUGCAUUUUUGAAUCUAUGUAUUAAAAAAACAUACAAUGAAUAAGUGGUAAAAUUAAUGCUCCUCAAUUGUUGCUGUUCAUAUGUCAUGACUUGGGUAGAAAAUUUUCCUGUAACAAUUUAAAUAAAACAAACAAAUGCACUGUGAAAGUAUCUGAGGAAAAGAUGUACCAGUUUCAACUGAAAAAAGUAUCCCAUGUAUUAUUAGAAAUAGAGUUUUUAAAAUGUUAAUAUAUUGUAACAGCUGCUGGAUUUAUGCUAAUCCAAAGAACACAUUGACUGUGUUUUUGAGACUUGUGCCUUUAAGAAAUGUGGUGCAUUUUUGCUACUCACAGCUCUUGUGAAUUAGUUAAUUAAAAAUGCUGCCUUUUGUUGAGAAGCUUUAAAAUAGAGGCAAGGGUUAUAGACUGCUGUUGAAGUAUAUAGAUUACUGGACUGAAGACUAUUUUUGAGAUGGAAAAGCAGAAGAAUGACUGUAUGAUACAUAAACAUAGUAAAUUUUUGUUAGUUUUCCUAGAACCAUAAGGCCUGAUAACAAAAUGUUUGUUCAUCAAAAUAAGCCAUUUUUACUAUUUUGUAUGGUGAGUUAUAUUGUAUUCCUUGCCUUAGGUAGGUGUAAAAGUACAGAAAAAAAAAAUAAUAACAAAAACAAAUAAACAACCCUCCUGCAAUGUAUUUAUUGAUUUUCCUUUGAAGGGUUAUGUGGGAAUAAAAAAAGCAAAAAACCUAUA
This is a messenger RNA of Meleagris gallopavo (turkey), 4392 nucleotides long. Lineage: Eukaryota; Metazoa; Chordata; Aves; Galliformes; Phasianidae. The record is from RefSeq and is a predicted model, not a curated record.